Molecule: messenger RNA, 630 nt
Organism: Fusarium keratoplasticum
Lineage: Eukaryota; Fungi; Ascomycota; Sordariomycetes; Hypocreales; Nectriaceae
Exons: 3
Coding region: 1-630 (209 amino acids)
Biological process (GO): mRNA splicing, via spliceosome
Cellular component (GO): U2AF complex; spliceosomal complex
Molecular function (GO): metal ion binding; pre-mRNA 3'-splice site binding
Source: RefSeq, a predicted model, not a curated record
AUGGCCAACUUCCUCGCCUCCAUUUUCGGCACAGAGCUGGACAAGGUCAACUGCUCAUUCUACUUUAAAAUCGGCGCGUGCCGUCACGGUGAUCGCUGCUCUCGAAAGCACGUCAAGCCGUCAUACAGCCAGACGAUUCUUAUGCCCAACCUGUACCAGAACCCGGCAUACGACCCCAAGAACCGAAUGAACCAGUCUCAGCUCCAGAACCACUUUGACGCCUUCUACGAGGAUAUCUGGUGCGAGCUUUGCAAGUACGGCGAGCUCGAGGAGCUCGUUGUCUGCGACAACAACAAUGAUCACCUCAUCGGCAAUGUCUACGCCCGUUUCAAGUACGAGGAAUCCGCCCAAAAGGCCUGCGACGAGCUUAAUAGCCGCUGGUAUGCUGCGCGCCCCAUUUACUGCGAGCUCAGCCCCGUUACCGAUUUCCGCGAGGCCUGCUGUCGCCUUAACUCAGGCGAAGGUUGCGUUCGUGGCGGCUUCUGCAACUUUAUCCACCGCAAGAACCCCAGCGAGGAGCUGGAUCGCGACCUGCAGCUUAGCACAAAGAAGUGGCUCAAGCAGCGCGGUCGCGACGAGAAGAGCGUGAGCCGCUCCCCGACGCCUGAACCUACGAGGCGACGAUACUAG